UCAGCGCCCCGAGUGGACCCUGGAGCCUGCUCAGGCAGAGAUGGACCAAGUAAAGGAGCUGCUAGAGUUGAUCACCGUGCACAAGGAGGCGGGGGUAACCGGGGCAUCCGUAAUGAUGUCAUUCUUUAAACGACGAAUCCAACCCAUCCAACAGCGCCACACAUUAGGAUUCGAGUACAUGGGAACUAAAGACCCAUCUCGUAUGUGCGCAGAGGAACUCGGAGAUGAUGCAGCGCUUGUUCGCGUCAAGCGAAUUCUACUGGACGUGGAAACCGUUCCAUACGUUCCAGCAGGAUUUUCAGCCCAGAACCGGCCACCAUCAGUAAGUAGUCGACUUCUUGACUUCUUUUGUGAUGUUGUGAAGUAUAACUGACCGAUAAACUUGUCACAAGAUCGAACGGCGUUAUACCGAAAUUACCCGCCGCAACCUGAUCUGCCCCGACCAUAUCACUUGUUGCCCAGCGCCGCGGCCGAAGCAAAAAGAGCAAAAACUGCUGGCAACGAGUCGGCCGAGGGCAGCCGGGUGACCGGGGAGAGGGCGCAAGCAAACAACUCCUCCGGAUCAUCCGUGGAAUUAUCUAACGACGCACCUCUAAUUUCCCAGCGGCGCCGGGAGAUGCGGAAACGCAAAACCAGCACCGCUGACCCCGCCGGGUAAGUGCUUGUCAAACUAUAAAGAUAUCGAGUUGUUCUGCUGAAUACUGAUAAUAACGCUGUUUGGCAGUCCUUCGUCUUCUUUGCCCAGCCCCCAGCGCCAAAGGGUAGUCGAAACACCCACAACCGGGAAUGAUGCACCAGAAGCUAGACCCACAGAGGCCGAUGGGGCGGACCCGUUGCCUUCUCCUGCAGAUGAUGUAACGAUCACCGUGGCGGGCGCUGUAUCGGGGCAGCUCGCACCCUCGACUGAAGCAGCUCUGCCGCCAGCAGUGAGUUCCGUGGCCAUCGCCACACCAGCGCUGCCAGCCCCCUCGACUUGUAUACCUGCAGCUCCAGCCGCAAGCGCCAUGGUGAAGAGGCCAUUGAAACUGGUGUUGAGGAAACCAACGAUAAUCCGAUCCCAAGUAUCAGCAGUGGCGGUGACGCUGGACGAGCCAGAACUCGAGUUGGCUCCUCCAGCCCCCGAGCCCUCGCCCGAGUAGGCCGACGCACCGGAACCAGCAGAAGGGGUAGAUGUGGCCUUGCCCGACUCACCGCCGCCCGAGCUCCAGCACGCGGAACUCGAAGCCACUGGCGAUGAGCAAGUCGAGGCCGCUGUUACCGUACCCGCCGAGGUUGCAGAGACCAUGCAGCCAUCAGUCUUGGAGGAUGCGGGUACUUCUGGCGAAGCACCCAUGCUGCCAACCCCUGGAGGAGAGAUCGACGACGCACUCCAAGUGAUGCGCCUCCCAAGGGAUGACCUAAGCCGCGUGCGGCAAAUGAUCAAGGCGAUCGAUAAGUUUGCCCUGGAUAUGAGCCAGAAAGCUGAUGAGCGGGCUGUGAAACUGGAAGUGUCUGCCAAGUGUAUUGAUGAGCUAAUGCAGGAGCGGGUCAGCUUCGAGCAGACCAUCAUCGAGCUCCAAGGCCGACUCAAGGAGCAGCGAAAAACCCAUCAAGAUGAAGUCGAGAGUCUACGGAAGGUGAUGGCCGACACAGAGAAACAGUUCGUCGACUGCCUUCAGCAGAUCAAGACUCUAGGCGAGGAGAAGGAGCAGCGCCAGAAGGAACUCGACGACUUAAAGGCAGCAGCCCAGGAACUCGUAGAGAUGGUGGACCCUCGAGAAGACGGUGCUGAAGAUGAGCCACCACUGCUGGAUCGACUUCGCGGGGCACCGUAAAAGAUCCUCAACUUCAUCACUGAGGCUGCCACAACAUACGUGGGUCAUGCUUUAGGCCUUGUGAAGUCCUUCUGGCCAAAGGCUCGGCUAGGAGUACUCGCAGGGGGCACAGCUACUGAUUGUACUGAUGAAAACUUCCACGAGUACU
Molecule: messenger RNA, 1962 nt
Organism: Panicum hallii
Lineage: Eukaryota; Viridiplantae; Streptophyta; Magnoliopsida; Poales; Poaceae
Exons: 5
Coding region: 1284-1814 (176 amino acids)
Source: RefSeq, a predicted model, not a curated record